Messenger RNA from Tympanuchus pallidicinctus (lesser prairie-chicken), 2043 nucleotides. RefSeq lists its product as uncharacterized. Lineage: Eukaryota; Metazoa; Chordata; Aves; Galliformes; Phasianidae. The record is from RefSeq and is a predicted model, not a curated record. The transcript is spliced from 2 exons. Gene Ontology annotation, biological process: viral process. Bases 155 to 1588 code for a protein of 477 amino acids.
UCAAAUCUGCGGAAUAGUGGAAGCCCGGGGACGGGGAGGAGGUGGCCAUUACUCCUCGUCAGGCGGGAGGCUCGGGAAAAGGAGCCAAGAUCCCCCUAGGACGCUAGGGGAAAGACGCCAGAAGAGGCCAGGUGUACGCUCGGCCGGAGGCGUUAUGGAAGCCGUUAUAAAGGUGAUUUUACAUGCAUGCAAAAUUUAUUGCGGGAAAAAUGUUCCUUCUAAGAAGGAGAUUUCGGCAACGCUUUCGUUGCUGGAGAAGGAGGGGCUAUUAUCAUCCCCUUCUGACUUAUAUGAUUCUGAUAAAUGGGAUUCGUUUACUGCCGCUCUCUCACAGAGGGCAAUGCUUACUCAGAAAGCAGCAGAGUUUAAGGUGUGGGGAUUGAUUUUAAUAGCUCUUAAGAAAGCGAAGGAGGAGAAGAUCGCAGGUGACCGUGCUAAGGAGCUGCUGGGGUUAGGGCCAGGGGGGGGUCUUGUCUCCCCUACAGAUUCGCCGGAGGGCAAGAUGGCGCUGACUCCUUCGGCCCCACCAGAAACAACAACCCUGGAGAUAAAGAAGAACGAAGUGAAGCAGGAGCGGUCAUACCAUAAAGAGGAGGACCCACCUCCGUACCCGGCUCGCAGCAUAUAUCCUUCACUUAAGCCCUGUAAAGAUAACGGGGAAGGGGGGCCGGUGGAGGAAAGCAGUACAACUUCUAGCACAGUUGAUAAGAGGGUCCUUGAGAAAGGAGAGAUGUCUGGGGGAGCUGUGAUACCACCUGUGGAAUGCGACAGUGGGGGCGGGACUCAGCUACUGUCCGAUUCUGCCUGCUGCUGCAGCCACCCCCCACGGGGCGUGGAUUGUCCCGCACAGCGUUGCUGUGGGGGGGGCGUUCCGACGGAGAUGGCCUCAGGGUCUGCCCAGGAGGGGCGUGGUCCCGUAUCGACAGCUUCAUGGGGCCCGCCUACCCUCGCUGACUGGGCUCGAGUGAGGGAGGACAUACGGGCUGCAGAUCCAGCAGGUGUCGCUCUCACUUUGCCAGUGGUGAUGAGACCAGAGGGUCCAGCUUGGAUUCCUCUGGAUUCCAAAGCGGUUACUCGUCUUGCGGAUUUAGUUAAGAGCAAAGGCCUGCGUUCCCCUGUCACUAUGGCAGCAGUGGAAGCUCUUAUGGCUUCUAGUCUUUUGCCAUAUGAUGUGGUGAACCUUAUGCAUGUUAUUCUUGAGCCCGUACAAUACACCCUGUGGCAUGAUGAAUGGGAUAGAUUACUUGAAGCUGUGGUGGCUGCUGCCACCCGUGACCCCCGCCAUCCAGCCAACGGCCAGCGCAGAGGCGAUAGAACUAAUCUUGCACGUCUCCAGGGCCGGGCAGAUGGAAUGGUGGGAUCCCCGGAGGGCCAAGCAGCGAUGCUCAGAGCAGGAGAGCUGGCAGCCGUUACAGCUGCAGCUCUUCAAGCCCUGCGAGAAUUAGCUAAGGUUGCGGAACCUGUGCUUCCGUGGGCAGAUAUAAAGCAGGGCCCCUCUGAGUCAUUUUCUGAUUUUGCGAAUCGUCUAAUUCAUGCAGUGGAGGGAUCUGAUCUCCCAAGGGAGAUUGUCAGUAUAAUUUCACCCUAACCCAACCUGUAAUGAUAACAUGCCUUUGGACACAAGACACCCUAGGACGAUCUUUUAAAUUUAAGGUGGAUCUCUUUAAUCAACAUACAACUGAUGUCCCAUAUAUAACUUCCACUAGGAGACUGAAGGGUGUUAUCUCUCCACAAAUUUAUCAAAUUGGACCGUACGCUAUAAAGAAUACAGGUCAGCAACAGGUAAUCUUUAAUCCAACAUGGUCCCUUAAACGAGUGAUGUUAUUAUUGCAAACUAAUGUUUCAGCUAUCAAACCAGAUUGUGCAUUGUUUUUAGGCAUGUCAUAUGCUGGAUGGUCAGCAUGGCUUCAUCGACAGUCAUUUGAUACAACUAGAAGAAUAAGAAGAGAUGUUUCCGGUAUUCUGGGAACAGGUUUAGGAGUCUUAAAUGGUGUAGACACUGAAAUACUCAUGAGUAAAUUGAAUACCAUUACAAGUAACAUA